Cynara cardunculus var. scolymus (artichoke) is the source of this 1044-nucleotide messenger RNA. Its product is annotated as protein FEZ. Gene Ontology annotation, molecular function: DNA binding. NCBI's taxonomy places the organism in Eukaryota, Viridiplantae, Streptophyta, Magnoliopsida, Asterales, Asteraceae. The record is from RefSeq and is a predicted model, not a curated record. The transcript has 3 exons. Gene Ontology annotation, biological process: regulation of DNA-templated transcription. The coding region runs from base 1 to 1044 and encodes 347 amino acids.
AUGGAUGACAUGUUACCUGGUUUCAGAUUUCAUCCAACAGAUGAAGAACUUGUUGGAUUCUACUUGAAGAAGAAGAUUCAACAUCGAUCUCUUUCCAUCCAGCUUAUUCAACAAGUCGAUAUAUACAAAUAUGAUCCAUGGGAUCUUCCAAAUUUGGCUCCGUCGGGAGAAAAAGAGUGGUACUUUUAUUGUCCAAGGGAUCGUAAAUACAAGAAUAGCACACGACCGAAUCGUGUCACGGGAGCUGGUUUUUGGAAGGCUACGGGCACCGACCGCCCGAUUUACUCGUCGGAUGGAACUAAGUGCAUUGGUUUAAAGAAGUCGUUGGUGUUCUAUCGUGGUCGAGCUGCAAAAGGGAUAAAAACGGAUUGGAUGAUGCACGAGUUUCGACUUCCUACACUUGCGGAACCGGCAUCGGCUAAAAAGAUUCAAGAUAAAAACAUUCCUCCAAAUGAUGGUUGGGCAAUAUGUAGGAUAUUCAAGAAAAUGAGUUCGAUGGCGCAACGAGCACUUUCUCAGACGUGCGUAUCUUCGUCGGAGUUCUUCUCGCCGGCGAUGAACCACUUCAGUCCGGAAAACAUCUCUUCCAUAACUCAUCAUCAUCUUUCAGACAUCACCGACUUAAAGCCAUCUCCAACUUGCAGCUUUUCCGAUCUUGCAAUCCCAUCAUCAUACACAUCGUUAACUCAAACCACUUAUAGCAACCAAUCUCCAUUUCUCCCAUCACCCUUCACGGAUAACCAUGGCGGAUUCAUGCUUUCAUCCGCGGAUCCAACUGCAAAUGUUGGUUCAAUGGUGAUAAAUUUGGAAGGUGGAAGCAAGAAUUCUGAUCAAAGCAUGGGACGGGGACAGCAAUUUCAAGCUUUUGAUAACUUUGCGGUGAACCAUUAUUGUGAUCAGGAGCUGGGAAGUGCUGGGUUUCCGAUCAGUUUUCCGGCGACUGGUGGUACAGAUGAAUGGAAACUUGAUAUGUCAUGGGAUUCAUCACCUCCUCCAUGUCGUAGUGAAUCCACUACUUAUUCCACAAAUAGGUAUCAUAAUUGA